Molecule: messenger RNA, 1339 nt
Organism: Zingiber officinale
Lineage: Eukaryota; Viridiplantae; Streptophyta; Magnoliopsida; Zingiberales; Zingiberaceae
Product: protein SOSEKI 2-like
Exons: 3
Coding region: 128-736 (202 amino acids)
Source: RefSeq, a predicted model, not a curated record
AAUCACACCAGGAAUAGGAACUCAAUUAUCAUUUGAGAUGUUUUGGCCUCUUUCUUGCGUCUUGAUCACCAGGACUGGCUUGUUCAAGCUUCGAAAGUUCGAGACAUCGAGCUCGUGAAGGAGUUCAAUGUUGUUGGAGAUGGAGAGUAAUGGAGAUGGAGGCGGGAGAGGGAGGAGGCCUAGCAACUCAUAUCAGCAGCAGCAGAGAUUGGAGAGGCCACUGAGGAAGGUUCAGGUCGUCUACUACCUCAGCCGGAACGGCCAGUUGGAGCACCCCCACUUCAUUGAGCUUCCUUACCUCCCUAACCACCACCAACUUCGCCUCAGAGAUGUGGUGGAAAGACUCACUCUUCUUCGAGGAGAAGCCAUGCCUUCUCACUUCUCAUGGUCUUGCAAGAGGAGCUCCAAGAAUGGAUACGUGUGGAAUGACUUGGCCGAGUACGUCCUCAAGGGCUCCGAGAUCAUCCCUGGUGCUUAUGAAAAUUUCCGGCACGUUCCUGUCGGCGGAAGGCGGCAAAAGCCACUCCUGGUCUCCAACAGGCCUCACUUGGAAUUGGAAGAGGAGGCGGCAUUGAUGGCGGCGAAAGAGGAGAUCACGAGGCACAGCAAGUGCUCCCGCGGCGUGUCGACGGAGGAGAUCGAGCGAGUCGGGGCUCGGACCGAGCUGCCGCUCGACGACUCGUUUUCUCCGCCGUCCACGAUCUCCUCCGGCAAGCCCGGCGGCGGGAACACCUGACAGCGGAUCGAGAAGGCUGACCACCAAUCGUCCCUGGCUCGGGGCUCGGUGCUGCUGCAGAUCAUCGCCUGCGGGUUAGCAGCAAUGAAAGGAAGCAGGAUCGGCGGCGGAGUAGCCGUGAGACGGACGACGGUCGUGGAGACGGUCGUUGAAGAGGAGGAGCUGAGCCGGCGCGCGCCGGAAAUCGCCCGGUUACGUCACCGCCUGGUGGAGGAAAAGGAGAGCCUCAGGAGGAGCAUCGUCCAUCCUUCUCUCAAGAAAUCUUCCUCCUGCAACGAAGAAAGGUUACUCUACGAAUUUUCAGCAUUUAUUGCUCAACAUGCGCUUACUCUUCUUCUGUGAGCAGGAGCUCAAAAGCUAGGUUUGAAGAAAGGAAGUUACAGGCGGAGGAAGGAGGAGGAGGAGGAGGAGGAAGUCCUCUGUGAAGCAACAGUGACACGAGAGGGGAAGCAGAGCAGAAGCUUGGAUGCCCUACCUUGCAAGUGAGGUCUCUGUUGUCUUCUCUUCUGCUUCUCAUGGAGAUUAUUUUUUACUAACUAAUAUCGUUUAUUGUUCUACUUCUAUCUUUCCACUUUCUAUUUAAUAUAAAUAUAAUAUUGUCCU